Messenger RNA from Prorocentrum cordatum, 1556 nucleotides. The record is from the annotation of a GenBank genome assembly. Lineage: Eukaryota; Dinophyceae; Prorocentrales; Prorocentraceae.
AUGAAGACGCUAUUCCCGGUGAAGGCGGUGAAGACGCGAUUCCCGGUGAAGACGGUAUUCCGGGUGAAGACGCUAUUCCCGGUGAUGGCGCUUUUCCCUGUGAAGACGCGUUCUACGGACACAGACAGCAUUUCUCUUAUGAGGACGCUAUUCCCUGUGAGGACGCUAUUUAUGGUGAAGACGCUAUUCCGGGUGAAGACGCUAUUCCGGGUGAAGACGCUAUUCCCGGUGAAGACGCUAUUCCGGAACCCGGUGAAGACGCUAUUCCGGUUGAAGACGCUAUUCCGUGUGAAAACGCUACUCCCGGUGAAGACGCUAUUUUGGGUGAGUACGCUAUUCCCGGUGAAGACGCUAUUCCCGGUGAAGACGCUAUUCCGGGUGAGGACGCUAUUCCGGGCGAAGACGCUGUUCCGGGUGAAUACGCUAUUCCGGGUGAAGACGCUAUUCCCGAAGCUGUUUUCUGUGAAGACGCUAUUCCGGGUGAAGACGCUGUUCCGGGUGAAGACGCUAUUCCGGGUGAAGACGCUAUUCCGGGUGAAGACGCUAUUCCCGGUGAAGACGCUAUUCCGGGUGAAGACGCUAUUCCCGGUGAAGACGCUAUUCCAGAUGGAUUUCCCGGUGAAGUUGCUGUUCCGGGUGAAGACGCUAUUCCAUGUGAAGGUGUCCAGAGUGUCCGGGGCGUCCGGAGUGUCCGGGGCGUUUGUGGUGUCCGGGUUGUCUGGGGUGUCCGGGGUGUCCGGGGUGUCUGGGGUGUCCGGGGUGUCCGGCGUGUCCAGGGAGUCCGGGGCAGAGUACGACGCGCGAGUCGUCGACGCCGAGGCACGCGCCAGGAAGGCGGCGCAACUCCACGAGGAGCUGGAGAAGAGCGUGACCCAGGCUUUGCAGAAGAAGCAGGCGUUCUUCCACAUCGACUCGAGCUGGUCGAGGAAGGAGAAGGAGACGUUCCAGAGGGGUGUCAAGGACUACUCCAACGACACCCGCGAGACGUACUGCAAGCUCACAGGUCUGACAUGCCAGUGGGUGUACAGCGCGACGGACGCGCAACUGAACCAGGAGUUGGUUGUUUGGCAUGGGUCAAUGGAGAUCUGGGUAGGAAGAGAAAGAAAAGAAGUUGCCGUUUGUGUGGUCUGGCUCGCCAGCCAGUCUCACACAGAGGUUCCGCCGAACCCUCCUCCGCCCUCGCCCGGAGGGCAGAUGUGCACGGCAGCGAGCGCGGCAACGUUAUUGUCGGAUGUUGACAGAAGGAAUCGUUGGACAAGGUGGGUUUCCCUAGACUUGAAGCCCGCCCCCAUCCCGACCUGAGGCCCCCAAUAUUAACUUGCGGCGCCUCAACAGCCGUCGAAAUCGGCCUUCUCGAACCAAACCUUUUAAGCCGUUCCCGAUAUUGACAAGCUCCAUGGUACGACGAUCGCGCGAGCAUGCACCUUGAAGCACGCAAGGAGUCGUCACAUCUUUCCUGUGUGGCUGCAUCGUGCCGUUCGCAGCCUGAGUCUCUCCCUCAAAAAGAAACAUAUCCAUAGAAUUAUACAUCCUGCAUGGACCCCCCCGGAUGGCCG